AUGCUGGUCCCGACCGCUUCCGGACCCUGCCUGUCCUCCCCGGCUCCGCCGACACCUACGUCCACAACGGCGCCUCCUCACCUCAUCCGCCUCCCUCCCCUCACAACCCACCCCCGCGCGCGCCGGUGCCGGUGCCGCGCCAGGCCGCCGAGAGCGGGACCGGCGCCCACGCCUCCGCCUCCGCCGGCGCCGUCGUCUCGCCUGGCGAGGGACCGCGUGAUCGAGUUCGGCAAGCACAGGGGCCAGAUGCUGGGCACGCUGCCGCCGUCGUACCUCCGGUGGGUCGCGGCCGAACUCGACUACGGGGACACCGCGCCCUGGGCGGACCUCGCGCGCGACGUCCUCGACGACCCCGUCUACGUCGACCGCGUCGAGUGGGAGCACGCGCACCGCUUCCUCCGCGGUGAUGCCGACGGCUACGACUACGCUUUCGACGACGGCGGCGACGGGCCGCUCCAGGAGAUGGCCGAGCGCUUCGGAUGGGACCUCUCCGACGAGGAGGGGUGGGGCCGCCUCGAUUUCCGCCUCCUCGGCACAUCCUACGGCGGCCGCAUUCCAAGGAAGGGCGCCCGCAAGAAGCAAAGCAACAGCAACAGCUCCACCGGCGGCGGCGCCAAGAAGGGCUCCCUGUUCGACGCCGCCGGGGCUGACCCGGGCGGCACCGGGGCGAAGUGCGACGAGAGGAGGGAGCGGGUGCGGAUGAGGAGGGAGGAGCAGGUGAGGACGGCCAAGAUGGACAUGCUCGGGGUGAAUGCCGGCGUGGCGGACGGCGGUGUCCUGGGGUCGUCGUCGGCCAGGAACCAGGCUCAGAUCAGGACGGCCAAGAAGGAGAUUUUGGGGCUGGGUCGGGGCAGCCGCGCCGGCGAGAUGCUCGACGUGAAGAGGACGCCGGGGAAAGGCGGACAGGGCGCCAGUCCCUUCCCCGGCCGUCAAGCAUUCCUCGACAAGGUCAGGAAGCUCAAAGGUGAUGAAUGA
Messenger RNA from Miscanthus lutarioriparius, 975 nucleotides. Lineage: Eukaryota; Viridiplantae; Streptophyta; Magnoliopsida; Poales; Poaceae. The record is from the annotation of a GenBank genome assembly.